Molecule: messenger RNA, 420 nt
Organism: Necator americanus (New World hookworm)
Lineage: Eukaryota; Metazoa; Nematoda; Chromadorea; Rhabditida; Ancylostomatidae
Exons: 1
Coding region: 1-420 (139 amino acids)
Source: RefSeq, a predicted model, not a curated record
AUGACGACUAAGACCAUCCAUGGGAACUCGCAAUUCCAGAAGCCCUCCUCUCUACGCUGGACGUGGGAGUCACCCGGUGGAGGAUACCGUAAUGAAAUAGACCACAUCAUCGUUAAUAAAAGGUUCUGCCUGACGGACGCUAUUGUACCGAAGUUCUAUACGGGAUCGGACCAUCGCCUCCUCCGAGGAAGAUUUUCCUUCACAUGGAGAGCAGAAAAAGCCGCCAAGUUCAGAGGGAUAAAUCCAAGAACUAUUAUCAACUGGGAUCCCUUCGCUGCGUUAGCCGGCUUUUGGGAAGAUUCCGCAGUGGACGACAUCGACGAGGAAUGUGACCGGCACGUCGAACACCUUCACGACUGCGCGAAGAAGGCUGAGAGUUCUAAAACCACCAAGAGACGCCUGCCUUUGGAAAAUCCUUAA